Molecule: messenger RNA, 654 nt
Organism: Mucor velutinosus
Lineage: Eukaryota; Fungi; Mucoromycota; Mucoromycetes; Mucorales; Mucoraceae
Exons: 3
Coding region: 1-654 (217 amino acids)
Biological process (GO): intracellular iron ion homeostasis
Cellular component (GO): cytosol; nucleus
Molecular function (GO): 2 iron, 2 sulfur cluster binding
Source: RefSeq, a predicted model, not a curated record
AUGCCUAUUAUCUACAACAUUACAACUGAAAGACAAUUCCAACGACUAGUAUCCAAAGCCAAUGCCAUCAAUGUGCUUAACUUUUGGGCUUCAGGGGCAGAGCCCUGCACACACAUGAACAAAGUAUUCUGCGAGUUGGCGGACAGUUUUCCCUCCUUGACCUACAUCCAGGUUGAAGCAGAGGCAUUUCCAGCCAUAGCACAAUCGAUGCAUGUGGGACCUGUGCCCAGCUUUUUGAUAGUCAAGGAGAACCGUACGUUGGAUGUUGUUAACGGGGCCCAAGCAACUGAAUUAUCCAACUUGGUUGCGAAAUACAACAAUGCACAAGACUCAAAGCCGCACACUUUCAGCGACAAUGAACUGGAGUUCCGUCUUCGAGAUUUGAUCCAAACGGAUCAUGUCAUGGUAUUCAUGAAGGGAAAUCCAAGCAAGCCUCGCUGCGGGUUUUCCAGACAAGUGGUGGAAUUGUUGGCAGAGUUACAAGUGAAAUACAGUUCGUUUGAUAUUCUGACGGACGAUCAAGUAAGACAAGGACUCAAAGCCUUAUCAGACUGGCCAACGUAUCCUCAAAUUUACGUCAAAGGCGAAUUGGUAGGUGGAUUAGAUUUAUUGAAAGAAAUGAUUGCAUCUGGUGAAUUUCAAGACAUGGUAUAA